AUGACGGAGGAGGCUAUUUUUCCAAGCUGGACACCCUUAUCCAUUGAAAAGGAUGGUUUUGAUACCAAAGGAUAUUUUGGUGAAGUUUUCGUCCUAAACUCUGCUCCCGGACAGAAAGCUCAGGCCGUGAAGAUUUUGCCAAUCAUGUCCAACAAAUCUGAUGCUGAUGAAUUUGCUGUGGAUACGCCCGAAGAUCCUAACGUUGAGGUUGAAAUAAUCAAGAACGUGAAGAAACUCAAAGAAGAGAACGUCGUCGCUGGAGCUCCUCGACGAAUGACGAAAGUUCGAUAUGUCGACCCUCUUUCUCAACACGGAAAAGCCGAAGAACAGCUUUACAAGCGGCUUACCGUCUUGAAGACUUUCAAGAACGAGAACAUUCUGCGAUUCAGAGGCUUUCAAGAUGAUGGCGAAAGUUUCUGGCAGAUCAGCGACUACAAUCCAUCUCGAAGCGUUUUGGAUCAUCAAAGAUGGCUUGGACGAGCAUUGAAGGAGGACGAGACUUGUACCAUCACUUGUGGUGUUCUAAAAGCACUUGCUUAUCUUCGAUAUCGAAGAAUCGUCCAUGGAAACAUCAAAGCGAGCAAUAUAAUGUUCAAUAUUGAAAAUGGCGAGGGCAUUCUCUCUGAUUUUCGUCUACCCGGUUACCAGCGAUUUGAUGAGCUUGCUAAACCCGAAUCAUCCCUUUACUACAUGGCUCCUGAACUUCUCCUCACUCAAGGAAAAGAAGCCUCAGAAAAAUCUGAUUUGUGGGCUCUUGGGGCGACAAUUUGUGAACUCAUGUCUCGAUUCCCUCCUUACAAUGAUAUGACUCGAGAGGAGGUUGAGUCUGAAAUGAGGAAGACUCCCUUCAAGCGACCAAAUCCUCCAUCAGUAGCGCUUGAUCACUGUAAGGACUUCCUUGCAACUUGUUUCAUGGUUCCUGCUUCAAAGCGACCGACCGCUGAAUUGCUGAUGCCCCAUCCAUGGGUUUGCCGAGGUCUUUCUUCUGGUCUAUCUCACUUAGAAUUGACUGGCACAAUGCUUUCUGACUGGCAACAGACGACUCUAAUCGGUGUUUAUGCACCUACUGACACUCCAAUCCCCGGCGCUGACACAUCAAGACCAAUUUACAAGCACUGGGACAACAAGGUCUAUAUUUUCUACUUCGAAUCUACUGCUUCUUGGCAGAUUGCUGAGAUGAAGGAUCUUGGUCGACCAAGAGCUGUUCUUUACGUCCAAGAUGAUGUUCGAUGGCCUCAAUUAAUUGGUGCCACUUGGAAGGGCUGGUCGAAGAAGUUGAACAAGUGGGCGCCAGUUGAGGAUGCUUCACUCGAUGUUUUCUACACAGCUGAAGACUAA
This is a messenger RNA of Oikopleura dioica, 1338 nucleotides long. Lineage: Eukaryota; Metazoa; Chordata; Appendicularia; Copelata; Oikopleuridae. The record is from the annotation of a GenBank genome assembly.